ACACGCCCACCAAUGAGAACGCGGAGGGGCCGCCGCGUUCCACUGUUGCUGCGCGACCCCAGCCGGGGCGUUCCAGAGUCGCUACGAAGCGCCUGGUCGGGUCCGGUCCCUGCGGAGCCGUUUGCCCCGGAGCCAGACCCCCUUCCCGGCACGGCCAGGCAGCAUGGCCGACAUGGAGCUGGACGGGGGCCGAGCCACCCUGGAGGAGGAUGGCAGCAAACCCGAUCUGGAGACAGCGGAGCCGCCGUCCUGUCCUGAGACUGCAGGCGCCCGGGCAAAGGACCAUUGCGAUUCCCUACUGGACUCCAUCGACGCUCAGCUCAGCCAGCUGCUGUGGCAGGGCCGUGGUGCAGGAGUCGCGGGUGGGCGCACGAAUGGAGACACCUCCUUGGAAUGCUCCCCCAAGGCCCCCCGGGCAGCAGAGAUGGAAGGAUGCUGUGCAAACCAGGACGGCACCCCCUGGGACGAAGCCGGCCCCUCUCGGAAGGAGGAGUACGGCUGGAGGCUGAUGCAUCUCCUUGGCUCUGAGCAAGCCCCGGAGAACCUGGGGGACCAGAGCGACUCGAAUUCCAUCUGCACGGAGGACUUUGCUGCGACGUUUCGGGAAGGCAUGGUCGACCCCCUGGGGAAUUCCGAUGGGGAAGGGGAUGUGCCAGCUGGGGGUUUCCCAGCCGGAGACUCUGCUGAGGAAGGGCGCGUCACGGGAAUCAAAGCCAGGCCCGCUGGUCUCUGCCCCACCGUGGAGGCGUGUGGGGCCGCUGCAGAGGGCUUCAUGCUCAAUACAGCGAAGAGGCCGCACAUCCUGCAGCGGUUUGAGGAGGGGCUAGAAGGGGACUCAGCCCUGGCUUUGUCCAGCAGCGUGGAAGGGCCCCAGUCCCUGAGCUCCAGGACCAGGAGAGAGAGCCUGGAGUCUCUGGGGGGCAGGAUAUCCAGGCUGAGUCAGACCAACACCACGGACACCCCAAGCAGCACGGACACGGGGAAAGCCAGUGUCACGGGAAGCCGGGCUCCUGGACUAGCUCCACCUGAACGGGUGGAGAUCUCGGUGGAAAGCGUUCCUUGGCCCCUGGAGAGCUCUUCCAGAUGGGGCCAGGACUCCCGGGAGAACUCCCGACCUUUCAGCAGCCCGUUGCUCGUGGAGGAGCUGGGUCCCAGCCAGCCACUCAGAGCUCUGGGUGCCGGUGCCGGCACGAGAGCCUGGACCAGAGAGUCCCAGCCUGUGAGGACAGCUCCGAGUCCGUCUGGGAGGAGACAGACUGAGUAUGGGCACGUCUGGUCCGACAGCCCCUCUCACUCCGCACCCACAGCAGCCCAUGGCAGCCCUUCACUGGCCUCCAAAGGGGAGAAGAGCCCCCGGCUAAUAGCAUCCCCCUGCCCCGACCAAGGGCUGCCCCCGGAGACGCUGGGAGAUCAGGGCUCAGCUUUGCAAGGGUUUGGUGCCACCACACAGCUGGCUAGUAGCCCUGAAAGCGCCCAGACACCCGCAGCUGGGGUUAGCGAUGGCUGCGUGGUGACGCAGGGCGGGACUGGUCCGGGAGAUCCUGAGAGGGAGGCUCCAGAGCUGCUGCAACAAGGAUCGGUGAUUCCCCGGGGACCGUCUGGAAGGGGCGUCACUCAUGCUGCGGCUAGCGGGGGCAGGGAGGGAAUCUGGCGGAGCUGGGAGCUGCAGGCUGGGCCAGCGGAGAGGGGAGCUCGCGGCCUGACACUGUGUCCUGACCCAGAGCCGGGCGUCUCCGAGAGUCGUGGGAUGCAGAGCAGCCUGAGCGCAGCUUGGGACGAGGUCUAUCUGGGGCCCUGCAAGUACAAGCACGUGGCUGGCGUCCCCGUCACCAGUUUCGACACCGUCACCAUCGACAGUGACCUGGACUCGGUGAGGACGGAGACAGUCCAGGUUCACCUCCGCAAGGCCAUCGGCCGCCGGAGAGCUCCGGGCCGCAGCACCAAGGGGCCCCGCUGCCCACGGAGAGACUCGUCGGGGUGCCUGGGCUCCAGCAGUGCAGUCACUGACGAAGAGGAGGAGGAGGAGGAAGAGGUCCUGUGGUCUCGUGGCAGCGCCGACUGGAGGAGCAGCAGCCCUGCGAGGUGGAGCUCAAUGCCAAGCAGGGCAGAGGCCAGCUGGGAGGGUACCAGGAAGGAAGCCUGCCUGGAGCACCAGGACCUGGGCGCUGAAGAGGAGAGGCUGUUGCAGAGGAAAUCCCAGCUACACGAGGCUGACUUGUCCCUGAGUGACAUCCGGGGUCAGAAAAAGCGCGCGGUCCAGGACCUGGAGUUGCUGCGUGGGGCCCUGGAGAGGAGCCAGAAGGAGGCGGAGAUGCUGGAGUCCUGCCUGAAGGAGACUCGGAGCAAAGCGGAUGAAGCCAGGGCGGACCUGCUGCUGCUGCAGUACAGGCGGGACUCGUGCCUGCGGGAGCUGCCGGAGCUGGAGAAGGAGCUGAGCACGCUGAGACGGCAGCGCUCCACCAUGCACAGCACCCAGCUGGGGGCCUUCCAGGCCGAGGUCGCCUCGCUAGCGGCCGAGCGGGAGGAGCUGAAGUCCCGUGUGCGUCACCUGGAGGGCAGCUUGUCCUUCCUGGAGCGCCAGGAGCUGGAGCGCCAGCUGAGCUGCUGCAAGGCAGAGUUGUUCUCUGAGCAGCGGGCAGCCAGAGCCAGGACCGAGGAGCUGCAGGAGUGCCUGGAGGAAGCUCAGAACAAGCUGGAGGAGAGGACGGCAGAGGGGACGGAGCUGCAGGAGGAGACCACGCGACUGAGACUGCAGCUCAGGGAGCUGGAGAGGAAACAGGCAGCAGCUCUGAGUGGGCAGAUCCGAGACCUCCGAGUGCGGGAGACGGAGCAGGAGCUGAGACGCUCUGCUCUGGAGAAGAUCGUGUCGGAGAAGGAGCUCGAGCUGGUGAGGCUGCGAGAGGUCGUCUGUGCCCUUACGGCUGAGAAGGAAGCGCAGCAACGUGCUAUGGAGAACCUGAGAGAAGAACAUGACAGGCAGCUGGGGAAGAUGCAGCAGGAGAAGGAGCUGGAGUGGGCCCAGCAGAGGGAGGAGCUGCAGUGUCUGAAGCAGCAGGAGCUCCAGGAGUUUGCAGAGAGUUUGGAGCAGGUGAAGGCCAGGGCCCUCCAGGAUCAAGCCGCCUCCUUCCAGAAGGAAGUGGAGAAUCUCACCAGGGUGAUCGAGGCCCGAGAUGAAGAGGUUCGGAGACAGCGGGAGGCCAUGCAGCGACAGAAGGAGUCUACCCAGCAGCUGGUCAGAGAGCUGAAGCAGGAAGCCAAGGAGAUGGUUCAGAGCGCUCUGCUUCAAGAGCAAAGGAAGUGGGAGGCUGAGAAGAGGGAAGCGCUCCAGGUGCAGCGUGGGACGCUGGAAGAGCAGAGUCAGAGAGCGCAUGCGGAGGCCCUGGACAAAGGGAAGAGGAUGGUGUCAGUUUUGCAGAAUAAAACCCUGGAGUACCAGAAGAGGAUUCAGGAGCUGGAGCUCCACGGCCACUCGCUCCAGCGGGAGAAGCAGGAGGCGCUGGAAGAGCUGCGGACGCUGCUGCAGGAGGAGAAGACGGAGGCACUAAGGAGACUGCGCGAGGAGCUGGAGCAGGAGAAGGCUCGUGAGAGUGACCGGCUGAGAGCGAGGCUGCAGCAGGUGGAGGAGGAGCAGAGCCACUUACGGGCUGAGCAGAACGAAAUGUCCUUCCGGGAGCGGGAGGCGCAGUCCCAAGCCGAGCGGGCUGAGCGCUCCCUGGCCAGGGAGAUCGGCUUGGCAUGCCAACGCCUCCAGGACCUGCUUCCCGAGAGAGGCAGGGGGCCGAUGGCUCAUGGGAGCCCAUCUCCCCUCUCGGCCAGCCACGCACUCCAGCUCCUGCAUGCAGCGACCGAGGACACCCAGCGCUACCUCGGAGCCUUGCAGCAGGAGCUGGAAGCUCAGAAACGCACCGUGCUUCACUUCCAGGAGGAGAAGGAGUGGGAGCUGAGGCAGCAGCGAGAGCAGCUUCACUUGGAGAGCCAGGAAGCCCUGGAGGCCCUGAAGGAGCGGCUGAUCCAAGAGCAUCUCCAGGAGAUGGCCAGCCUGCAGGGCAGCCAGCUGAAGGAGGCCGGGGGUGGGGAGCAGCAGACGCUGCGCCAGCAGCUGCGGGAGAAGGACAACGAGCUGCGGGCCAUCCAGAGGAGCAUGGCCCACUGGAAAGACCAGACCACCUGCAAGCUGGCCCGCAAGUUUGAGGAGGAGCUGAAUGCGGAGCUGGAGACGCGCUUCUCCUGGGACAGACCCAGGGGCCUUCGCAGGAGUGGGGAGAGACUGGACGCAGAAAUCGGGCGGCUUGCCACGGACCGGAGCGAGCACACCCAUCUCUGCCCCAACCACUCCUCCUCCACCCCACUCGGGCAGCACGGCUUUGUGUCCUCAAAGCUCCUGCGCCAGCUGCAGGGCCGCGUGAGGGAGCUGCGGGCAGAGAACGCCCUCUACCGCGGGGGCAGCCUGGAGGACCUCGCCGCCCUGCGGGCAGAGCCAGGCCAGCCGGGCAGAGACAAGGUAAUGGGGCCGGCGCUCCCCGCAGCCUGGCCUGAGGGACUAGCCGCGAGCUGCAGGCUGUGACUGCCGAGUUCGGCUGCCCAGGCUCACUGCAGCCAUGUGCUGGGUUCAGCGGCCCAAUCCUCAGAGGUAUUGAGUUGUCUACCGCCUAUUGAAAGCCAUUUAGGUGCCUAAAUACCUUUGAGGACCAGGGCUGAGUGUCUCUAAGCUCCCCUUCCUUCCCUGUCACUGUGGCUUUCCUCAAACCCUCCCCCUGCCCCCGUGUCCUCGUCCCCACCCACUUCCGAAUUGUCUCCCACACUCCCAACCAAAUCGCUUUCCUCCUUCCCCCUCCCUCCGGAAGUUGUCUCUUGGGCUCCACCUGCCACAGGUCGGGAGACCUUCUCACCGAGCUGUGUCAAGCUGCACGGGUGGGAAGGAGCUAAAUUGUUCGGAGCCCAGCUUGCGUGAUUUUUCUCUUUUCCCUGUUCCAGAGGCUCCUGACAGCAGCUCUCUCUUUCCCACAGUUCCAUGGGGCGAGCUGUGGGAAAUAGCGCGUGUAGGAAGUGGGGAACAUGAAGCUGGAGCAGGUGGAAGAGUCGUCUGCUGUGGACAGACAGUGGGUGGUGGAGGCCUGGCUAUGGCAGGGGUGGAGUCACUCUCGACGUCGAGGGUAUCCAGCGGCACAUUCGCUGCGCCCGGGAGUGAGGAAAGAAGCCGAUCAUAUGAGCUUGAGAAGAACCCAGGACGUUCUCCGCUGAGCAACUUGUGUGGACGCGACCCCGUCACGAACUCUGGGCUGCUCUUCAUGCCCCUGGGCUCAGUUUCCUGCUUGGUGAAGCCAAGACCCUUGUUCCCUUCCGAUCAGACCCGUUCAGUCAGUGGGUGAAGACGGGAGUGAUCGGUCAGGGAGGGGAUCUAGGGCACUACUGGAGCCAGGCAGUGACUGUUCAACGCUGGGGCCAGUCCAAUGAGCAAGUCCAGGCAAACACUGGAGCCCAAGUGGAAAAGUCUCCGCUGAUGCCUCAAGGGGUUGAUGCUGCGGGAGGCUGUGAGAGAAGGGGCAGAGAGGGUCUCAUAGCCCCAGGAGUGGAGUGAUGUCUUUUCUGCUAGCAGAGGUGGAGGAGCAUUGCACCUCUGGGCUGAGCGUGGGUGGCUCUGGCAGUUACAGGGCAAAGAGUGCCCGUUGUGGCUGGGGGCAGCGGGUAUUUGUAUGUGUCUGAAGGAUGCCUUGGCAUCCUUCAAACCCUAUCCUGGCUCCUGUGCCAAGCAGGAGGCACUUGAUGCUAAGCUCUUUGGGGCAGGGACUGGGCCUUCCUCCCCGUUUGCACAAGGCAAGUGCUACCAGCAUAUGAAUAAUGAUGUUAACUCAGCAAUCUGCGGGUAAUUACCAAGAUGAUGAUGAUAAUCCCUAGGUCUUCUAUAGCACUUUUCAUCGGCAGAUCUCAAAGCUCUGUAAAAAAGAGGUCAGCUUCAUUAUCCCCAUUUUACACAUGGGGAAAGUGAGGUACGUAAAGAUGAAGUGGCCUGCCCAAGGUCAUCCAGCAGGCCAGCCAAGAAUAGAGCCCAGGUCCCCUGGGGGAGUGUGUGGCAAAUAUUCCAGAAGCACAUGCCUGCUCCUCACAAGAGCAAGCCAAGAAGUCUGGGCACAGCUCUGGCUGGUUGGGCUGCAGAUCUGAAGAUGGCUCAGGAUUCUGCAUCUUGUUUUCAGUGCAGGUUGCGAUCCGUCUGGGUUCCAAGUAGCAGCAGAGCCAUCUUUGCAAUGCCUCCGUGCAGUGCUUUGCCAGCUUUCAAAAUGCAACUGGGGGCAGGUCUGGGUCAGAGUAGCCUAGAUGUCAGGUAUGAGGCCUGAGCGGAGCCAGUCUCUGGGCAGCCUAAUGAGCGCAGCUGGCCUACAGUAGGCUGCCUGAUGGGCUGCAUCCCCCAGUUGGUGGGCAGCGGCAGCAGGCCAGCUGUUAAGCCCAGCACCAGUGGAGUUUGGGAGUUGCUCAAAGCAUUUGCUCAUGGAUGUGCUAGUUCCUAUACCUGCUUGUUUCCAAUCCUACUUGUGCCUUGCCUCAGGCCAGGUAAUCCAGCGCUGACCCUCAGCUCUGAUUUCUAACUCCAGCUCUUCCCCGGGCCACUAGUCUUGGCUACUGACUCCUGUUCUAACCACUAGGCCUGACUGCCCACCCCCCGGUCUCUGAGACUGGGCAGAGGGUGAGUUCCAGGGGCGGUCAGCACUGUGACAUGGUCCCGCUAAACGUGCUCGCUCCACUGCAGCAGUCUUUGUAGAUGUGCUGCUACAGGCUAGCUUCAUUCCCUACACCAGCAUAGUGUGGUUAAUGCCGAGAGGGGGAUGCUAAAGUGGAUGUUGAUCAGUUUUUUUGCCUCGGCGCUUCAAACCGUCUUUAAAAAGCCCCGGGUGUUAGUGAAAGGUAAGCCUUGGCCUCCUCAGGGGCACCACAGCAUUUGUAGAUUUGGCGCAUCCUGAAGCCUAGCAGGCAGAGCACUCCCGAUGCCUUGCAAGCCAUGGUUAACCCACUCGUCCUACCCCCGCCGGCUUGUGACAUGAAUAUACCGGACCAGCACAAUCACGACAGCUGUACCUCUUACUACCUGCAGGGUGUUUCCAACUGCUGUCCAUUGCACGGGACCAGUGUAUUGCACCCAUGGCUGUAGAUACUUUGUAUAUAAAAACAACACGGCACACUC
Molecule: messenger RNA, 7174 nt
Organism: Chrysemys picta bellii (western painted turtle)
Lineage: Eukaryota; Metazoa; Chordata; Testudines; Emydidae
Product: trichohyalin-like
Source: RefSeq, a predicted model, not a curated record